Molecule: messenger RNA, 3136 nt
Organism: Oryza brachyantha (malo sina)
Lineage: Eukaryota; Viridiplantae; Streptophyta; Magnoliopsida; Poales; Poaceae
Product: putative E3 ubiquitin-protein ligase LIN
Exons: 8
Coding region: 1-2829 (942 amino acids)
Biological process (GO): protein ubiquitination
Molecular function (GO): ubiquitin-protein transferase activity
Source: RefSeq, a predicted model, not a curated record
AUGGCGCCGCCGCCGUCGUCAUUGCUCCGCGACCUCCUCGCCGCUGAUGGCUUCAGGAACCGUCGCAAGCCGCCUGACAGUAACCCUCCCGCCGCCCCAAGGACCUCGAGCAUGCCCCUCCAGCACCGGCGGCCGAGCAGGCCCGCACGGUCGCAGUCCGACGUCCUCACCCGCAGCCUCCUCAGAGAAACAAACGACGUCGGUACUAGCGGUGGCAACGGAAUCGACGUCGCCGACGAGGAGCAGCAGAACGCGACACGGAGGUCGUCGGCGUCGCUGACGAGCGCGAGGAGCUACAGCAACAACAAGGACACUAUCAGCGGCGCCACGAAGGGCUCGGCCGCGAUACCAGCUCUCGACGAGUCCGUGCUCACCGCGCUGAUCGCCCUGGUCGCGGGAUCUGUCAAGCGUUUCGUCAAGGACGAGGGCUUCCGCGCGUCGCUCCGCGGCGGCUGCAUGUCGUGCCUCGGCGAGUCCAACCACCGGGCGGUCCUGGACCUCCGCGUGAUCGUGCACACCGUCGAGAGGGCCGCGAGCGACGGCGGCCUCGACCCGCGUGACCUGAAGCGCGCGUCCCUCAAGCUGCACGCUAUGGUGUCCCUCGACUCGAAGGAAGCGGACGCGAUCACCGCGGCCGGCGUCCCGCACCACCGCCUAGCCGCGUGCGCGCACCUCUACAUGUCCGUCAUCUCCAAGCUCCAGAAGAAGGACCACUCCUCCGCGGUCCACGUCCUGGAGGCCUUCUGCCUGGCGCCGCACGAGGCCCGCACGUCCAUGCUGCCCGCGCUCUGGGACAGGCUCUUCCGCUCGAGCCUCUCGCACCUGAGGGCGUGGCGUGACAGCGAGUCGGCGGCGGCGGCGAGCUCGGACACAAAGGUGAAGGACGUGGAGAAGAAGUUCGUAGCGGUAGUGGACGACGGCACACGUGCGCUCGCAUGCUACUACAGAGAUUGGCUUCUUGGGCGCACCGAAGUUAUGUCUCUCCCGGUUGUACCAGCUCCUCCCAGCACCGUUCCUGCCAGCGCGCCGAGGUUCUCGACGUCGACGUCUUACGACAUUGGUUCCGAUGUCGCUUGCAGCUCCGGGAGUUAUAGCCCAGCUACAAAGUUUGCGCUCGACGAGACUCCACUGCAGUUUGAUCAAGAGGAAGAAGCAGUGGUGGGCGAGAAGACAGCAGAUGCAGAAAGCGUGUUCCUCGAGUGCGAUGAUACUGAAGCAAAGAGCCACACUCACACAUUUCAGACACAGAAAAACGAACCCAUGUCUGACGAGCUAGCCAAGGCAUCUGAACAAGAGACCGGAGAUGAACGGAGCAGACAACCAGAUGAGUCAACGAGUUACGUGCCAAUUUCUGAUAUCACAGCUAACGAACUUCCUACUCUCGAAUUCUGUGAAGUGCCUCUCCAGAGUGAAACAGAUGUCAGUCAAGUAUCCAUUUUUGCCACCAUUCCGAACGACUUCCUCUGUCCGCUGACGAGGCAGAUCUUCAACCGUCCGGUGACAAUUGAGACAGGGCAGACGUUCGAGCGGCAUGCUAUAGUGCAGUGGUUUGACAGAGGCAUCAAGAUGUGUCCAAUUACAGGCCAAGAACUUGAGAGCCUGUCGAUUCCAGACAUAAACCGUGUGUUGAAACGCUUGAUCGAUAACUGGAAGUCCGAAAACUGCAAAACCCUGGUCUCUGAAAGCACAUAUCCUGAAGAGAAGUUAACUGUAAGAGUCAUGCGGAAUGUCCUUUCUGCCGAAAGGAAGACGUCUGAAAAUUCUGAGAAUACACGGUAUCUUAUGGCAAUCGGUGGCAUAGACUUUCUUCUGCAUAGAUUUCAUGGAGGAGGAGAAGAGGAGAAGGCACAAGCAGCCGAGCUCCUUGUGCUCUGCAUCAGGGCAGAAGGCAGCUGCAGGAAUUACGUGGCAAUAAGGCUUAGUAGCUCAAGUGUGGUGCAGCUUAUCCACAGUGAGGUGAUUUCAGCAAGGAGUUCUGCAGUGCGUCUGCUCAUUGAAUUGCUUUGCCUCAGAAGAAGGGAAAUGGUUGAAUUGUUCCUACGCGGGUUGCGCACAGAGUUGACAAUGGAAACAAUGAAUCUGCUACUCGAGCAUACCCGAAGUUCGUCAGUCGAAGAACAAGCGCUGGGUGCUGUUCUACUACUGCAUUUUGAUCGUGCAUUGGUCGAGCCGCACAGAGACAGCGUAUACAGAGAAGAGGCUGCCAAGAUCAUCACACAUUCUCUGAGAUGCUGCCUGUCUGAAGAAAAUGCCGUUGCCAACACCCGGAAAGCACUGCUGCUACUGGGUGGGCAUUUCUCCUUCUCAGGUGACCUCCUUGCAGAGGACUGGAUACUGAAACAAGCCGGCUUCGUCGACGGCUCACGUGGCACGCAUGCCGAUUCUGACGCUGCCGUACAGGACAAGGAAGGAGACGAAGACGAGGCGUGGCUAAGGGACGUGACCGCGGUGCUACUCGGCCGCGGGAGGAGGCCGUUCCUGGAGGCGCUGUCCAUGUGCAUGGGCUCCCCCGACCACGGCCUGGCUGCCGCGUGCCUGACGACGGCGGCGUGGCUGAGCCGAUCGCUCCAGUCGAUCGACGCGACCGACGUGCAGCUCGCCGCGUUCUUGGCUCUCAUCCCGCGGCUGAAGCAGUGCCUGGCCGCCGGCGACCAGCCGCAGACUCGCCACCAUCGAGUCCUCGCGUCCGUGACGCUGUACAACAUCAGCAAGAUCCCAGACUGCAGGGUCCUGCUGAUGCUGCUGGCUGACGGCCUUCGCGAUCACCUGGGCGAGCUCGCCGAGUUGACAUGGACGGCCGGUCAACUCAUCGCCGAGCUCCACGAGUGACGUUAACCUCCGGAUGCAUGCCCAGCUUACGCUACAUGCGGAAACAGUUUUUUAGCGGACGUCCCCGGCGCCUCUCGUCUUCGCGGAAGAUUCAGCAGACGCAUGCGGCCGGAUGGAGCCAGCUGAUUUUCUUGACCGAAUCCUCUCUGAUCCAAACAGUUCUCCGACAAAGACGGCAAGUCGGCAACUCUAUGUAAAUUUUAAUGUGUACGAUAGAUUAUAGUAGUGCCUUGCUUUCUCUGUUCUGCAAAAUAUUCGACGUGCCGGCUGCUGUGAAUAUAAUAUGAUACUCUUGUGGUAUUUUUUU